Molecule: messenger RNA, 1795 nt
Organism: Sinocyclocheilus rhinocerous
Lineage: Eukaryota; Metazoa; Chordata; Actinopteri; Cypriniformes; Cyprinidae
Product: DDB1- and CUL4-associated factor 7-like
Exons: 4
Coding region: 532-1254 (240 amino acids)
Molecular function (GO): protein binding
Source: RefSeq, a predicted model, not a curated record
UGUGGCUGAUGUUUUUUUUUUAGAUCUUGAGCCACAGUUGAUAUUUAUUGUGUCUUGUGAUGCGAAAGAAAAAUAAUCAAGUAGCAACCGGUAGCAACAGAGAUCUAUAAAUAUCCUCAGCGCUCAGCCCCCAUUUUCUAUGAAGGACUUUUAUUUUGAAACACACGCACAUCCUCCUCAGACCAAAUGCCCCGUUGAGCGGUCGGGCCUAUUUAAGGCUUUCUAAAGUUAGAAUUAAAAUCGUUGGGACUGAUCAAAAACAUGGGCGUUUAGCGACAAACAGUCUUAAUUAUUGAAUGGAUGUCUGUGAGCUCCACUAAGUAGGUUUUGUGUCGUUGCAGAGCGCACUCGUCGUUUUCGCGGCCGUUGCGGAGGGGAUUGUUAUGACAUUAUUCUCUUUGUCUCGCGCUGCACGAACCAGAGACCGUCUUUCCUGCUGAAAGAGCCCUUUUCAGCGAUCGGUGCAAAUCUAGGUAUUCUUAACGACCCAAUUCUAACUGGUUCUCACCGAUCCGAUCGAGGAACUGAAACAUGUCGUUGCACGGUAAACGAAAAGAGAUCUACAAAUACGAGGCACCAUGGACCGUCUAUGCCAUGAACUGGAGCGUCAGACCCGACAAGCGCUUUCGGCUGGCGCUCGGCAGCUUCGUCGAGGAAUAUAACAACAAGGUAAACAGCUGUGCGACUUUGUUUUGUGUUCCUGUGCCUGCUGUCAACCUAGCAUAUGAAGAACAUUUUUUCAUUGGCUUUCAGGUGUAUGACAUCGCAUUCAGCCGUGCGGGUGGCGGUCGGGAUAUGUUUGCGUCUGUGGGAGCAGACGGAUCCGUGCGCAUGUUUGAUCUGCGGCACCUGGAGCACAGCACCAUUAUCUAUGAGGACCCUCAACAUCACCCGUUGCUGCGCCUGUGCUGGAACAAACAGGACCCCAACUACCUGGCCACUAUGGCCAUGGAUGGCAUGGAGGUGGUGAUUCUGGAUGUGCGUGUGCCGUGCACACCAGUGGCUCGUCUCAAUAAUCAUCGUGCCUGUGUGAACGGCAUUGCAUGGGCGCCCCACUCCUCUUGCCACAUAUGUACAGCAGCGGACGAUCACCAGGCUCUGAUCUGGGACAUCCAGCAGAUGCCGCGGGCCAUCGAGGACCCCAUCCUGGCCUACACGGCCGAGGGAGAGAUCAAUAACGUGCAGUGGGCCUCCACUCAGCCCGACUGGAUUGCCAUUUGCUACAACAACUGUCUGGAGAUCCUGCGGGUGUAGAGCCGAGGCAUAAAUCGCCUCUGUGCUUCCUGUGGGCAGCAUUGCUGGAAGAGAGUCUUUCAUGGAGCAGAGACUUGUUUUCUAAAGUUCCUGAGGUCUGGGGGAUUCAAGUGGGAAACCAUAUUGAACGGGCCUAUGGGAACAACAGUCUGAACAAUGUGUGUGCAACGUUUGUCUGGGAGAAUGAAGCCGUAUGAAUGAGUACCUGUGUUUCUGCACAAUAUAUUAUAUUUGUCUGUUUUCCUACUUGCCGGUGUCCCAGAGUCCUCAUAAUGGGAUCUUAAACACAACUGUAAUUACUAUGAUUGUAUGGCCAUUUGUGUAGGGAGAGAUAAGCGUUUAUUCUGUUUGACCGGUAAAUAACUUUUUUUGAAAACUAGGAUCAUAAAGAUGCAAACUUGCCAACAUGGACAAUGCAAAACUACCAUUUUAUUAAGAUGUAAUUGCUUACUUCAAAGAUUAAUAGUUUUACAGGUUCUCUGAACUUUAGAUCCUGUUUUUCCAUUUUAGGAAGGUGCCAUUUUUUUGUAUCCUUGGAAAC